Molecule: messenger RNA, 3469 nt
Organism: Prionailurus viverrinus (fishing cat)
Lineage: Eukaryota; Metazoa; Chordata; Mammalia; Carnivora; Felidae
Gene: RND2
Product: Rho family GTPase 2
Exons: 5
Coding region: 31-720 (229 amino acids)
Biological process (GO): small GTPase-mediated signal transduction
Molecular function (GO): GTPase activity; GTP binding
Source: RefSeq, a predicted model, not a curated record
UGCGCAGGGGGCCGGCGCGUAGCCGGGACUAUGGAGGGGCAGAGCGGCCGCUGCAAGAUCGUGGUGGUGGGGGACGCGGAGUGCGGCAAGACGGCGCUGCUGCAGGUGUUCGCCAAGGACGCCUACCCCGGGAGUUAUGUCCCCACCGUGUUUGAGAACUACACCGCGAGCUUUGAGAUCGACAAGCGCCGCAUUGAGCUCAACAUGUGGGACACUUCAGGUUCUUCUUACUAUGAUAACGUCCGGCCUCUGGCCUAUCCUGAUUCAGAUGCUGUGCUCAUCUGCUUCGACAUUAGCCGACCAGAAACAUUGGACAGUGUCCUCAAGAAGUGGCAAGGGGAGACUCAGGAGUUUUGUCCCAAUGCCAAGGUUGUGCUGGUUGGCUGUAAACUGGACAUGCGCACGGACCUGGCCACACUGAGGGAGCUGUCCAAGCAGAGGCUUAUCCCCGUUACACAUGAACAGGGCACCGUGUUGGCCAAGCAGGUAGGGGCUGUGUCCUAUGUGGAGUGCUCCUCCCGGUCCUCUGAGCGCAGCGUCAGGGACGUCUUCCACGUGGCCACAGUGGCCUCCCUUGGCCGUGGCCAUAGGCAGCUUCGUCGUACUGACUCACGCCGUGGACUGCAGAGAUCUGCUCAGCUGGCAGGCCGGCCGGACCGGGGGACCGGGACCGAGAGCGAGAUACACAAGGAUAGAGCGAAGAGCUGCAAUCUCAUGUGAGGGGCUGGGGCGGGGCCGAGUGUAAGGAGCAGUGGCGAAGGGCUCAAUUGUUCCCCUCUGCACCUGGUUCCUGACCUCCUGACUCUGGCAGGGACUUCAGGACAGGCCGAGUGAGGGAUUCUCCUGGUCAGGAGAGCUGAAGGCAGAAGGGGCCACCAUCCCCACAUCCUCAUCCCCCUCCUCUCCACAGGAAGCUGAGGAAGCUAGCAGGACAGGGAGCUGGGCUGGGAGCUGGGGGGCAGGGGUGGAGGAAGCUGGCAUCAAGUAGUGACUUUGGUUUGAGUCUUAGUAUAUGAAGGGUGCCUUCCCUCCCCACCCCCAGUACCCAUAUCCUGGCCCUGGCUUCCUUCCCUAAGGAAAGUGUCCAUUCUGUGACCUUCCCUUUUCCUCUCCUUUCCCUUCCACAGCUGUUCUCACUCAUCCUAACCUCCAGGCAACAUGCACUAAAUUAAAAAGCAAGUUGAGUCCUUCCCCCUUCUACCCACAGUCCUAGCUCCCUCAAUCCCUUCCUGCAACUGUCCCCAAAUAAAGCCCAUGUCCAUGGAAAACAGCUGUGGCUUUAGUUUUGUUGCUUUCUAAAAACCCAAUCUGUCAAUCUCUAGCAGCAGGAGGGAAAGUUAGACUUCAGGAAGAACUUUCUUAUCUAUGCCCAUAGUUAGAGCAGAGGAAAAAGCCUUGGGUCAGAUUAGCAGUGUCCUUUUAGGAGCCAGAGGUGGGGGAGUGAGAGGUCUUGGGAAUAUUCAUCUCAGUUAAUGAGCCAGACAAUCCUAAGGCCAUUAGGGGUUUUUAAGUGGACUGAUGUGCAAUUCAUUCCUCAGCCCAGCUGGGGCCACCUGCUUGUGUGGGAGGGGUCCUGCUGAAGUGGUCCAGGCCCCUUGCACACCAUCUCCAUCCCCCAGCUUGGAAUCUGCUGGUGUCCUGGGAGUUGUCGGGGUAGGGAAAGUAUCAAAAGCCUCCACAGCACAGAAGCUGACCCUUCUGUGCAGUGAAAUUACUCAAGGAGACAAUGGUUUGAUUCUGGGGUCCCUUGGAGGUGAGGGCAGGGGCUCUCACCUUCUUUCCAUUCUGAGCUCCUUGAUGAUUUUGGAGGGAACAUCAGCCGUGAGUUAGGGUCACUCCCCCCCCCCCCCCCCCCCCAGGGGGAAAGCCAGUGGAGGGGCUGGCCAGAGCUCUUGUUGUCAGGAAAGACAGUACUGGUCUGUUUUCUUGGGAGUCUGGUUUCACAUUGUCCUGUAUUCCCUCCCUGGCUCUGGUCCCACUGGCCUCUUUUCGGUGACAUUCUCCCCCAGGAACCAUCCCUGGCCAUCCCCUCCCCCCCAGCCCCAGCCAGUCCUUCCAGACACACUCUGGGAGGGGACACAAACCUUAUCCUUCCAUCUGCUGGGUUCCCCCCUAAUUCACAGCCCAUCCUUCCCUCGUUCAUUCAGUAAGUAUGUAGUGAAUACCAACUGUGUGCCAGACACUGGCUUGGAUUCUGAAAGGACCAGUUUCUGUGCUCUGGAGGCCAGCCCAAUGAGAGGUAUCCCAGGUGUGACAGUACCUUGUCUGCGGGAGCUCCGUACAGCUUCAGGAGCCAGUCCUCUGAGCCAGGUCCUGAGGGUUGAAGAGCAGUUUGCCAGGCAGGGAAGGGGUAGGAAAGGCACUCUGGGCGGAGAGGGUACAGCAUGUGCAGACACAUGGAGAUGAGAAGGAAUGUGGCACGGUUGGGGCUGCCAUGGCGAGGAGGGCAGAAGACAAGGCUGGGAAGAUAGAUCAAGGCCACUUCAGGGCCCACAAAGGAGCCAGAACUUCAUUCUGGGAUGUGAGGAGGCACCAGGGAUUUCACGCAGAGAAUGAAGUGACCAGAUUUGGUUUUGGAAUGGAUGCGUAUCUGGAUGAGGUGAUGGGGGCUGGGGGAUUUGGCUCUGAGAUGUGUCAUUUAAAACAGAUUCUCCUUCCCUAUGCCAGGGCCCAGUCUUGAGAGGAAAGGAAAUCCCACCUACUGCUGGCUCAUCAGACACCCCUUUCCCUCCCUGUCCUACAGGACCCUGUCCCAGUCCAUCUCAGCUAAUCUCAAGGAUUCUGGGACAGCUUCAUGGGUACUCGGCACCCGAACUGAGGUUAGGGGCUGACUCCAGGACCCUCCUCCAGCAACCUGAGGCGUGGAUUGGGGCUGCUGGAGAGGGCUGGGGCCCAGCUAGGUGGCUCUCAGUCUGGUCCCAGAGGACUGACCCCUCCCCCACAGGGACCUGCCACACCAUCAACUUGGGAUUUUGGCCAUGGCUUCUUUUCUCCUUUUCGGUUUGAUACAAAGCAGACUCAAGCCUAUAGCCACCAAUGCGCAGAGUGUUUGGGCCUCUCUCUUCUCCCAACUGCCCUCUCCUGCCAUGCUCAGGGAAUGCAAAUGCAUUUCAAUAUCCGCCUAAAGCAAACAUAAUUAGGAAAAUAAAUCAUUGGGGGGAACCCCCAAAGUUUAAUACACUUCCAAUACCGCCAGGAACAGAUUGUGGACUCCUCUGUAGGUCUGAGUUGCCAGACGUUUUAUUUCCUGGGAGGAGGCUGUACCACUGGGCUGAGGAGCCUGUACCACUGGGCUGAGGAGCCCAAUGGGUGGGAGAAGGGAAUGGGGCUGUUUCUAGAUCCUCAAAGGCCCCUGAAAGCUGGAGGGAGGGAACUUUACCCCCACCCCCACCCCAGAUGCAGGAGUCAGACCCAGCUUCCUCCUCUGCAGCUGUUUCCCCCACAAAUUAGAAACCCGUUUGGGAAACAA